CUUGCUAACAUCAAUCCAUCAAUUUAUUGAUGUGUUUAGCUAAGUUUUCUGUUGUUGUUACGUUUUAAACAGUUUUAACCUGUAAAAUGGAGAAUAAAAAAUCAUUUGGACUUGUUAUUUCGAAAAAAGCCCAAACUCUUCGCCCCAAAAGUGGAGGAAUUUUCGGCUCUGAUAGUGAUGAUGACGUUACAACUUCAAAGAAAAGGUCUUCAAAGAUACCACAAUCGAAACCUAUUUCAUCCAAAAAAAUUAUUUCAAAGGAAGCAAUAGAUCCGAGUAUCUAUGAAUACGAUAGUAUUUACGAUGAUAUGAAAGCUGAAAAAGCAGCCGAAGUUGCACCUAAGGUACAAAAGUCCUCCCGCUAUAUUGAUCAUUUGUUAAAAGCUGCAGAUAAAAGAAAGAAAGAAUACGAACGACGUGUCGAGAAGAAGGUACAAGUAGAAAGAGAAAAAGAAGGCGACCAAUUUAAAGAUAAAGAAAUGUUUNGUGAUUUUUUUCCCAUGAAGACUACUUUGAUAUGUGCGCCUCUUUCCACUGCAUUGAUUUCGUUCCGGACUGAAUGUUCAGUUAAAGGGUGCCAGGAUAUUCAAAGCGGAUGCAAGGAGAAUGGCACUUAA
Messenger RNA from Parasteatoda tepidariorum (common house spider), 617 nucleotides. Its product is annotated as nuclear speckle splicing regulatory protein 1-like. The record is from RefSeq and is a predicted model, not a curated record. Lineage: Eukaryota; Metazoa; Arthropoda; Arachnida; Araneae; Theridiidae.